Messenger RNA from Truncatella angustata, 1581 nucleotides. RefSeq names its product amino acid permease. Bases 1 to 1581 code for a protein of 526 amino acids. The transcript has 3 exons. Gene Ontology annotation, molecular function: transmembrane transporter activity. Gene Ontology annotation, cellular component: membrane. Gene Ontology annotation, biological process: transmembrane transport. The record is from RefSeq and is a predicted model, not a curated record. NCBI's taxonomy places the organism in Eukaryota, Fungi, Ascomycota, Sordariomycetes, Amphisphaeriales, Sporocadaceae.
AUGAAGCAUAGUAUUGACCUCAAGCGCCAAGAUUCCAACGUUGCCGAGCAUGGCCAUGGUACACAGAUCUCAGAGGCGGCCCGCCUCGAACAGCUCGGUUACACGCAGGAGCUACCGAGGGAGUUCUCCAUGUGGUCCAUGAUGGCGCUGUGCAUGUGUCUGAUGGCGACAUGGGAGGCUCUGUCGUCGGUGCUGGGGUCCGCCAUAGUGAAUGGAGGUGCCCCGUGUCUAUUUUACAACUAUGUACUCUCUUUCAUCUGCACCAUCGCCAUCACAUGUUCACUGGGAGAGAUCGCCUCUAUAUACCCCACGGCCGGCGGUCAAUAUCACUGGGUGGCUGCGCUCGCGCCAUCGUCGACGCGGUCCGCGGCGGCCUGGUUCACAGGAUGGAUCUCCAUCGGAGGGCAGGUCGUGCUCACGGCCUCGGCGGCUUUUGCGGCGGCGCUGCAGAUCCAGGGCCUGGCCGUUCUGAACAACGGCGACACCUACGUGCCGGAGCGGUACCAGGCCAUGCUCAUCUUCUGGCUCAUCCUGGUCUACGGCGCCGUCAUGAACGUCUACGGCCACAAGCUGCUCCCAACCGUCAACCUGGCCUCGGCCGUCCUGCACGUCUUGGGCUUUCUUGCCAUCUUUAUCACCCUUGCGAUCAUGGCGCCCAAGAAUGAUUCGAGCUUCGUGUUUGUCGAGGUCGCCAACUCGAGCGGGUGGUCCAAUGACGGUGUUUCGUGGCUUGUCGGUCUGCUGAGUGCUGUCUAUCCUUUCUUAGGAUACGACGCCGCCUGCCACAUGGCCGAAGAGAUCCCCAACGCGAGCCGCAACGUUCCCAUCGCCAUGGUCGGUUCGUCGGUGGUCAACGGCCUGAUCGGCUUCGCCUACUGCAUCAUGCUGCUGUACUGCACGGGCCCGGUCGAGGACCUCUUCACGACGCCGACGGGGUUCCCCUUCAUGCAGAUCUUCCUGUACGCGACGGAUUCCAGCGCGGGCGCGACGCUGCUGUCGCUGUCGGUGACGCUGACGGCGGUGGCGGCGACGGUGGCGGGGAUCGCCUCGACGUCGCGGACGCUGUGGGCGUUCGCGCGGGACGCCGCGACGCCGUUCCACGCGAGCAUCAGCGCCGUCGACGGCCGCAACGAGGUCCCCACCGUGGCCAUCCUGGUGAUCACGGUGCUGCAGAUGCUGCUGGGGUUUAUCUAUCUCGGCAACUCCACCGCCUUCAACGCCAUCCUCGCCAUGGCCGUCAUCGGCAUGUACCUCUCGUACGUGCUGCCCAUCUGCUACAUGCUGCUUCACGGGCGGUCGCGGCUCGCGCGCGCCGACUACGGGCCGUUCCGGCUGGGCCGGCCGCUGGGCGUGGUGCUGAACCUGGUUUCUGUCGUCUGGCUGGUGGUCAGCAUCUUGUUCUCCACGUUCCCCUCGGCGAUGCCCGUCACGGCCCAGACCAUGAAUUAUUCGUCCGUGGUCAUGGCGGGCUGGAUGGCGUUCGGGACCGCCUACUACUUUGCGUGGGGCAGGAAGUGCUUCAGGGUCCCCGAGGUCAGGACGAGCGAGGUUUAUGUUGGGGUCCAGGUGCCCGAGAAAUGA